AAUACGCUUUACUUUGAAACUUUGUUUACGGAGAAGCUGCAACAGCGCUGGUUCCCAAGAAGUUUGCAUCCAGUUUAUAGGAAGACAAAAACACGAACCGGCCUCCGUGAACCAUCACGGACUCGACACAUACCACCGGAUUAGACGAGAAAAGAGAAAAGAAAUUCCUCGGACAAGAUGGACGAGAUUCUCUUAAUCAGACUUCGAAUCACCAGUGAAAAAAUUGGUGCUGAAUUGGAAACAAUACCCAGUACGGUUCGGUCAGAAAACAUAGGACAGGCUCAGGUCGUCUAUAACAGACUGCAAGCUGCAGUGAAUAGGCUCAACGCUAAUUUAUCAGAAUACUUUCGUUUAGCUACAACUCCUGCAUCAGAUGAAAUUUUCUUGAUUAGUGGCCAGCAGCUUUUAGCAGAAGAGACUUUAGCAGAACUCAAGGCGAAGAUCGACCAAGUCACCGUAUCCCGUGAGACCCAGGAAAAGCCGCCUGAAGUGAAUUCCUCUUGUCGACUACCGAAACUCCAACUACAGGUUUAUAACGGGGAUGUGCUUUCCUGGUGCGAAUUUUGGGAUAGUUUUAGCAGCAAUAUCGACUCAAGAAACUUACCUGAUGUAGACAAGCUGUCUUAUCUUAAAACUUCAGUGACGGGUGAUGCUAAGAAAGCUAUUGAUGGCCUGCCUACCACUAACGGAAACUAUAAGAUAGCGGUCACUCUACUAAAGGAACGUUUUGGCAAGAAAGCUCAUCUGAUUGAUGCCCACUAUGCUACAUUAUACAAAAUCGAAGCGGCAAAAAGCAGCGCAGAAGAUUGUAGAAGAACUUUCAACGAGGUGGAGCGCAAUCUUAAAAUCCUAGAGUCUCUUGGCGAAAACACCAACCACAACCAUCUUCGUUUCAUGAUUUUGGAGAAAUUUCCUUCGGAUUUAAUAUACGAAAUAAAGUUGAAAAUUCAGAAUGAGUCCACACAAGAACUCCGGGAACAAUUGAAUAAAAUUAUCACUGCAAAGGAAGAUGCAGAGAGAAUUGCUGGAAGGAAACGAUCACAUGAGGUAGAUGACAGCACUGUCGGUACCCUGCAUGUGAACGCAAAGCGUGCGAAGAGAAUGCAUCAUUUCCAACAGGGAAAUAAUACCUCAAAUACUCAACAUUAUCAAGGAAGUACUAAUAGAAAAGGACUAAAUAGAAAAGGAAAAUUUCAAAGGGCCAAUGAACCCAAAAAAGGAAGCAAACCGAGCGUAUCUAAUGUUGCAACAUCUGCUAACAGAUCUGCAACUGUUAACCCAAAGGAAAAAGGGAAAAUCUUAGGUUGUAUAUUCUGCAACGGCAAACACCGCAAUUAUACGUGCCAGGACGCUUCUACUUUAGAGGAAAGAAAGAAGCGGUUGACCGGAAGAUGCUUUAUAUGCUUUAGGAAGAAUCAUCUUGUAAAGGACUGUAAGGAAAACUGGACUUGUAGACUUUGCCCAGGAAAGGAAAGGCACAACAUGGCCUUAUGCCCUUCAAAUUUUCCAAAGGAUCCCAAAACAAAGAAACAGUCUUGACUAUUUCAGAAAGAGGAAUCACCACUCUACAGACAGCUGUUGUUUAUGCUAACCCCUUAGGUGAUAAGAAUAAUGUAUUGUGUAAAUACCGUUUAAUUUUAGACCCAGGGUCUCAACGUUCUUAUGUCACAUUUCAAGCGGCCAAGGAGUUGAAGCUUCCAGUCGAAGAAGAAAGUCUCUUGACAAUUUUCACCUUCGGUGAAGAUCCUCCGAAGGAAAUACAUAGUCCUAUAGUGAUUCUACAGUUAGUAACUAGAACAAAUAAGAAGAUAGUUAUACAAGCUAACUGUGUCCAACGCAUUUCAAGAGGAUUCAUCCCAAAUGUCAAGUUACGGGGCGUACCCGAGUCUUAUGUACUGGCGGAUGAUGGUUCUGUAAGCGGACAGGUGCAGAUUCUAAUCGGAAACGACUACUACUUUAACAUUAUUUAUGAAACUAAGAUACAACUAGAUAGUAACUUGUUUCUAGUGGAUUCUGCCCUUGGAUGGAUAGUCAGUGGCAAGACGGAACCACAGCUUGAAGAGGAAUCAUAUGUAGUGACUUAUGCUCAAACUUGUAUUGAAACGAAGCUUCAUCAACCAGAUUCACCUCUUUGUGAUGGAGACAUUAAAAACCUUUGGGAAUUGGAAUGUAUAGGAAUUUGUGAUUCACCUAAAGCAACAAGAGAAGAAGAAGCUAUUAAAAAUUUUAAUGAAACUACAGUAAAAAUUAACAAUAGAUACACGGUAAGCUGGCCAUGGAUAACUUAUCCGCCUGACUUACCUAAUAACUUUGGAAUCGCCUUUGGGCGUCUGUCAAGUUUACUGAAGCGCAUGGACCAAGAAACCUUAAUGUCAUACGACGAUACAUUUAAACAACAAUUAGCUAAGGGUAUAAUAGAAGUCGUACCCACAUCAGGAACGUCAACUGGUAACGCUAUUCACUACCUACCCUUCCAUGGAGUACGUCAUCGAGGAAAACCUAUGCGAAUCGUGUAUGAUGCUAGUUCCAAGAGUAACAAGAACACCAAGAGUCUGAACGAGUGCUUAUACAGAGGACCACUCAUGCUUGAAGACCUUACAGGGUUACUCAUCAAAUUCAGGACACAUCACAUAGGAUUGACGUCCGACAUAGAAAAGGCGUUUUUACAGAUGGCAUUACACGAGAAGGAUCGUGACGUUACCAGAUUCUUAUGGCUUAAAGAUACCUCUAAACCAGUAUCUCAGGAUAACCUACUUUACCUAAGAUUCUGCAGAGUUCCAUUCGGCGUGAUAUCUUCACCGUUUCUACUGAAUGCGACUAUUAAAGAACAUUUAAAUAAUGCAGAAGAUCAGCAUGUCAGGCAGAAAGCGAAUGACAUAUACGUAGACAACUUUGUUUCAGGCUGUAGUACUACAGCUGAAGCAAUAGAGCUUUACAAAAGUUUAAAAGGAUCUUUUCAAGAUAUUUCAAUGUCACUCAGGGAUUGGAGUUCUAACUCCGAAGAAUUCAUGAAGAUGGUCCCUGAUACAUGUAAAGAAAACAAGAUAAAAGUACUUGGCUUAGAGUGGGACAUAAAAAAGGACACCCUCCAACUGAAGCCCAACCUCCAAGAGGAAGCAGUCACAAAAAGAGGAAUACUGAAGACUAUCGCAUCAAUUUAUGACCCGUGCGGUUACGCGGCACCUCAUACAUUAUCAGCUAAACUUUUUCUGCAAGGACUUUGGAAGGCCGGAGUAUCUUGGGACUCACCAUUAUCAAGCGAGCUAACAGAAGAGUGGAACAUCAUCCGACAGAACCUAGAAGUCAUAGGAAAGGUAUCGGUGGAUAGAUGUUACAUGAAGACACCAACGGAAGCGAAUUACCAACUGCACUGCUUCACAGAUGCUUCACUACAAGCCUACGCAGCAUCGGUGUUUCUAGUCUGUGGCUCGAAGAAAAGCUUUAUCAUGGGUAAAUCCCGUCUGAUACCAACCAAGGAUCAAGAUAACCUCAAGAUACCCCGUCUAGAACUUCUGGGAGUACUGAUAGGCUGUA
Molecule: messenger RNA, 3534 nt
Organism: Leguminivora glycinivorella
Lineage: Eukaryota; Metazoa; Arthropoda; Insecta; Lepidoptera; Tortricidae
Exons: 3
Coding region: 178-1539 (453 amino acids)
Molecular function (GO): nucleic acid binding; zinc ion binding
Source: RefSeq, a predicted model, not a curated record